Vicia villosa (hairy vetch) is the source of this 2125-nucleotide messenger RNA. RefSeq names its product lipase-like PAD4. Bases 132 to 2018 code for a protein of 628 amino acids. Lineage: Eukaryota; Viridiplantae; Streptophyta; Magnoliopsida; Fabales; Fabaceae. The transcript has 4 exons. Gene Ontology annotation, biological process: lipid metabolic process. The record is from RefSeq and is a predicted model, not a curated record.
CUACUAAUUGAAAGACCAAAGAAAAUUCAAUUCAAGUUGUUUAUUCAAACUUGAAAACUUACUCACUCUUCCUCUCCACAAAGACAAGUCUCCUCUUAAACAAACCAAAUUAAAACCGUUUUUCCCUUUCCAUGGCUGCAAACGAACCUUCACCGUUUGAGAGCAGCGAGAUGCUAGCUACGUUCUUGAUUUCCACGCCUCUCUUGCCGGAGUCAUGGAGGCUAUGUAGUCAGGCUAACGCCUCCGCCGCUAACGUCUGCAGUUUUGUGGUGGAGCGCGUUGGCACCAUCGUGUAUGUAGCUUUCUCUGGUGUUCAAAUGGCCGGCGGUUCGGAUCCGAGUUGGAGAACGUUGGCGCCGUUGGACAGGAUCGGUGGUGUGCCGUUGUUUUCGUCUCGUCGGAAUAAGGAAGCGGAGGAGCCGGUGAUGGUUCACGCCGGGAUGCUCAAUAUCUUUUCCUCACUUUUCAAAUCAAUCCAAAAACAGGUGUUAGGAAUACUGGCAAACACAGACACAAAAUCAAUUGUCAUCACUGGUCAUUCCAUUGGAGGAGCUACAGCAUCUCUAUGCACUCUUUGGCUUCUUUCGUACCUCCAAUCCAUCUCUUCAUCAUUACCAGUAAUGUGCAUCACUUUCGGUUCGCCAUUACUUGGUAACAAAUCAUUUUCUCAAGCCAUUUCCAAAUGGGGUGGAAAUUUCUGUCAUGUAGUAUCCAAACAUGACAUAAUGCCAAGAUUGCUAUUUGCACCAAUUGCACCUCUCACUCCUCAGCUAAAUUUCCUGCUUCAGUUUUGGCACCUUUCCAUGACUUCACCAGAAUUUGGAAAACUUGCAGUUCAAGUUUCUGACCAAGAGAAAUCUGAGUUGUUCACUGCUGUAUUGGGUCAUUUAGAAACUGCAACACAAAAUGAAGAAGCUUCUGAGUCAAUUUUGUUCUAUCCUUUUGGAAACUACUUUUUUGUAUCAGAUGAAGGAGCUUUGUGUGUCGAUAGUCCUGUUACAAUUAUAAAGAUGAUGCAUUUGUUGCUUUCAACUAGUUCUCCAUCUUGUAGCAUUGAGGAUCAUCUUAAUUAUGGAGAAUAUGUUAAUGGAUUGUCUUCGCAAAUGUUGAAUCAGAAUAACUCUAUGCUGAUGAACAUUCCUAACUCAAGCUAUGAGGCAGGGCUGGAAUUGGCCAUCCAAUCUUCUGGUAUAGCAAACCAGGAAUCUGCUGCCAUCGCUGCCAAAGAAUGUCUAAGAUUAGCAAGGAGAAUGGGUCCAUCACCGGUUCUGAAUGCUGCAAGGCUAGCACUAUCCUUAGCCAAGGUUGUACCUUACAGAGCCGAAAUAGAAUGGUACAAAGCAUGGUGUGAUAAACAAGAUGAUGAAAUGGGUUAUUAUGACACAUUCAAAACCAGAGAUUCUUCCAAAAGAGAGAUGAAAAUCAACAUGAACCGUCACAAACUCGCUAGAUUUUGGGACAAUGUGAUUGACAUGUUGGAAAGAAAUGAACUUCCUCAUGACUUUGACGAAAGAGCCAAAUGGGUCAAUGCUUCCCAAUUCUAUAAACUAUUGGUUGAACCACUUGAUAUAGCUGAAUAUUAUAGGAAAAGAGAGCAUAGAGAAGAGGGCCAUUACAUAGAACAUGGUAGAGAGAGAAGGUAUGAGAUUUUUGAUAAGUGGUGGAAGAAUAGAAACGUUACUAGUGGUGAAGAAAAUAAAGAGAGAAGCAAAUUUGCAAGUUCGACACAGGAUUCGUGUUUUUGGGCUAAAGUUGAAGAAGCAAGGGAUUGGUUGAAUGGUAUGAGAAGUGAAAGAGAUAAUAACAAGUUGGCUAUUUUGUGGGAAAAAAUUGAAAAUUUUGAGAAAUAUGCCAUUGGACUUAUUGAAAAUAAGGAAGUGUCUAGUGAUGUUUUGGCUAAAAAUUCAAGUUAUAGUUUAUGGGUUGGAGAAUUGAAAGAACUGAAACAACUGAAUGCAAAUGUGCAGAGGUUUCCUCAACAGUUUGCACGUUUUAUGGAUGGAGAAGUGGUUCCUUAGUACUUAAGUUCGAAUCAAUAAGCUUAUCUUGCUGAGCAUUGUAUGUAUAAAAAAUUGCUCCUUAUGCUAAAUAACUCCUUUUAGUAAUGAGUUAUGUCUUCUUUUUA